Molecule: messenger RNA, 1315 nt
Organism: Aphanomyces invadans
Lineage: Eukaryota; Oomycota; Saprolegniomycetes; Saprolegniales; Verrucalvaceae
Exons: 4
Coding region: 85-1158 (357 amino acids)
Source: RefSeq, a predicted model, not a curated record
CUGCCACCGAAAGAUAGAAGAAUCGACGACGGAAGGAUCGAUCACUCGACCGAGCAUUCGAGUUUCGCCAUUCUCCUCGUCGCCAUGUUCUUCUGGUGCAACCCCGCACACUCUCCAGAGGCAGAGGAGAUGGUGUGCGUCACCGCCAAACAUGGGUCCGUGAGUUUUCGAUGUGACGACCUUGUGAUGCUCCCAAUUGAAAUUGUCGCUAAGAUAGUCGACUGCCUCAAUCACAUGGACAUCCAUCACUUGGAAGCGGCGCAUCCUCGAUUUCGCAUCCAGAUGGAAGGUUACAAUUGCUGGAAACAAGAUGUCGUCCGCAGUAUUGUCCUUGACAAGACGCAAUGGUUUCGCUCAGUAUCGGCGACAAUGAAAAAUUUCAGCAACCACCGCCAAGCAAUGUCCGUGUGGAAGCGACUGGCAUGUUUGACAAAUCUCGCAAAUUCAUCCAAGUACUGCCAGGAGAACCUCAUCGCCGAUGUAUUAAAGUUCUCGUCAGCCGACAGGGAGAGCGAAGGCCCUGGAAACACCCUUCGGCCAUCGAAAUGCUGGGGUGAAAUCCAGAGGUUCGGGGACGAGUUAGUCCAUCCUUACAAUCUGCAGGAACUGUCCACUUUCUCUAUGUUCCGGUUGCUCUCGCGCCGGCAAUCAUCGCUGGGCGAAACCAUCCAAAUGUUGUGCGGGUGCUCGUCUGGAAACUCGUGCUACUGGAGCAGUGCGGCGUCCUCUUCACCAAACGCGGAAGAAUCCAUCUUCUAUCGCAUGCGAGGCCAUUGCAUCGUCCGAGCCGUGUCCGUGUUGCCGUAUCGCGUCUUUUGGCAUCCCCACGCACCAACCUACGGACCAAAGCAGGUGUCGUUUUCGUUUUUUGCCAACGAACGCAACAUCGAUUCCGAGCACGAAGUUCCGUUCUACGUGUCCCCUGUGUUUGACGUCGUGAACGACAUGGUGGUACAAACGUUCGAGCUUCCUCUCCGAGUGAUCCUGCAAGACGGGUACAUGAGUGUGAACAUGAUCGGACGCCAUCAAGCACAGACGUUCGACGUUCCGACAUGGAUGCAAGCCCAUGGGGAUGACAACACGCCCAAAUACUACUGCUGCUUGAGUCAAGUGCGAGCCCACGGCGUCAUGAUGGACCUGGACGCGGCGACGCCGUAAGCGACGAGUGUAACUGUCGAAUGUGAGAAGCCCAUGGAAGUCUCGGGCGGUCAAUAUGAAAAAAGCGUGUUAAAUCAAGUAGUUGUUUAGGUUUAACCGAUAUGGUCCCAAGCAUUUGUACUUUAACGCAUCGUAUUAAAUAUUUCACGCAUAUUAG